UCAGGUCCGCUCCGAUCCAAGAUUUUCAAUUGUGAGACAUGAUUGACAGACUUGACAGGUUCAUUGGUCCCCAGAGACAUUGUUGUCAUGGAGUUUAUGGGCGCCAUUUUGACUCUAAGCCGUGAUAUGUUGUUCUUUUCGCAGCCCGGUUAAGUUAAUUUUCUCGUUAAAAUGCACUUAAAGUAUCCGAGAAAAAGAGACGUUUACACUUGGGAAGAACUACGCUGCCUUGCCAAAGCUUUGGGGUUUCGCAAGGAUCUUUUUCGAAAAAAUGUUCCCCAGGAAUUUGAGAAGGAGAAAGCAAACGGGCUGAGUAUUAAGUCCCUUUUAAACAUGUUGGAUAUCAAGUGUCUACAUGGCGACAUCCAUCGAACAUACAACAUGCACGAUGCGCUGUACAACUCACGAGUCAUCGAGAAAUCUUUGGAAAUGCUCUCCAACAGAUACUUGAGUUUUCAGGAACUGAGAGAAGUUCGUGUGGCUUUUCAGUUGUAUGAGCAUGAAGACAUGUUGGGUUUGGCAAUUGAUGAACAUGUUUUACUCAGAACAUUAAAGAUCUGUGGAAGAGCUGUUUCCCCAGUGAAGCUCAAGCAACAUAUCAAACACAUGAGAAGACAAGUACCUGAUCGUCUGAUGCUUUAUGAAUUCUUAGAUCUCUUGCUUUUGUGUGAGCGGGAUACAGAUGUGCAUGUGCAACCUCUUCCAAAGGUCACUGGUGUGGAUAAAAAUAAUCUCUACAAGCUUUGUGAUUUUCAAGCAGUCCUUUGUACAGAGGAUGAGAAAAAGAUUCGUCAUUUGGACACCUUAUAUGAGCAAGGGUCUCUGAGAGCAAGCUCAAGCCAUCAGAGGGAUCUUCCGUCAUGGCGUCUACUGCACCAGGAUUUCUUUGUUGAUAGUAACCCAAGGAUAGAACUAGUGAGCAGACAGCAACAGAGGUCUUUGGAACUUUGUGAUCAUUUGGGUCAUUCUAAUAAAAAGGUGAUGCAUGCCAGAUGUGGCUAUACAGGAGCCUCUAACAGAACAGCUUUUGUUGACUUGAAUGAUGUCAGUAGAAAACUAAAGCCACCAACAAAGCAGCCAGUCCAGUUUGGCCCUCAACAACAACAGGAGGAAACUGUCAAGAAUGAAGAGGCAUUACAACAAGAGGAACAUUGCACGGAAUUUGAACAAGCUAGAUUAAGUGGCUCAUCAGCAGGAUCUUCUAAGUUCUACAGAGAAUUUGAUGGAACCACAUCAGCAAAAUUAUCGAGAACUUCAAAACUUGGUCAUCAAAGAAUUCUUGUUUCAUCGCGGGACCUACACAAUUCACAUGUGAUGUCACAAAACUUACAAUGGGAUAUUGAAACACAGUCUCAAAGAUUGAAACAAAGAACUGAUAAACAUAUGAAGGAAAAGUACGCCAGUUACUACAAAAAGCUGAAAUGUUUUCAAGAUCCUGUUGAAAACCCAGAAAAUGAAGGUUCAAGGCAGCUCAAGGUUAAGGAAUUUCCAGAGGCCGAUUCAACAUUAAUCAAAGCGACAGAUUCAGCGCCAGUAGAGCUAGUCAUUACCCCGCGAAAACAGGUGCCCAAGAAAGACUCGAUAUACUCGUCGUUAAUGGAAAGACUGCACAAAACUGACUCCUUGCUGGACUUUGGUGAAGUCCGAGUUCAGUCCGAGUUCGUGCCAUCUUUUGUUAGUGACAGUGAUCUCUUUGCAAGACGAAAGUUACACGUGGGGAAAAUGGCUCUAAAGGGACGUGGCGUGAAAGGAACUGUUCGACUUCAACGGCUGGGCUCGCUUAGAUCAACACAACAGAAUGACGAGGAAGACGAAACAAAAGAAGAAGGAGUUGAACAAUUACUAGAAAAACUUCAAGAAGCAAACUUUGUAGCGAGUGGAAAAAAGGGUUUCGCCCAUCAAAAACAGUUUGUGUUCGCUUAAUGAUAACAAAUUUCGCGAAUCAAAAUCAUAUAUUUUUUGGAAAAAUGAUAGAAGUCUAUCAGCAUAACACACACAAAAAUCUAUAUGUGCCCAAUUAUAACCCACUCAGCUGCGGAAUGAAACACUCGUCCGGGACUUCCAUACAAACUGACGGGGCUGGGAAGGUGGGAUAGAAGAAAAGUUCUAAAAGUUAAAGUUAUAGUUAUAGUUAUAGCCAGGUUUUAGCUGGCAGUCAAACCUAAGCCGUCAUCACACCCGCCCCUUAGAUGAGAGUCCCCCCCUUCCCCACCGCCGCUGUAGCAAAGCAAAAGUCGAUCGAUUGACACCUUUGUGGCACCUUUAUUUCGGUUUUCAUCGCUCGGCCAACCCAUAGUUAAUAGAGGGGAAUGGUUAUGGAACUCAACAAAGUUCUUUGUUGCAUGUUUUUGUUCAGU
Orbicella faveolata is the source of this 2357-nucleotide messenger RNA. RefSeq lists its product as uncharacterized. The record is from RefSeq and is a predicted model, not a curated record. Lineage: Eukaryota; Metazoa; Cnidaria; Anthozoa; Scleractinia; Merulinidae.